Andrographis paniculata is the source of this 2124-nucleotide messenger RNA. Its product is annotated as L-ascorbate oxidase homolog. The coding region runs from base 292 to 1902 and encodes 536 amino acids. The transcript is spliced from 6 exons. Gene Ontology annotation, molecular function: oxidoreductase activity; copper ion binding. The record is from RefSeq and is a predicted model, not a curated record. NCBI's taxonomy places the organism in Eukaryota, Viridiplantae, Streptophyta, Magnoliopsida, Lamiales, Acanthaceae.
UUCAAAAUAAACAAUUCAAACAAAGCACUCAUCAAUCCUCAUAAUAACGCGGAAACGCGUGAAUUAGCGCCGAUUCUGAAAGUUAUAGCGAAGGGCAGACAGCCAUGUCCUGCCAUAGCUUUAUCCUUUUCCCAAACCCUAUCACCGCCGCUGUCUGUCCCUCUUUUCCCAUGCCCAUUUAAGAAAUACACAUAUAUUAGGAUCUAGGAGGAUUUGAUUUCAUUGACGUUGUCUGAUUUCUUGCUUCCUCAGACUUCAGAUCUAUCGACAUUGUCGAGAUUUGUCGGCGAAAUGAGGCGUUUGGUUGUGCUGUUUUUGGUUGAAAUUUUAGCCCUAAAUUCGAUUGUCGAAGCAGAGGAUGCUUACAAGUAUUACACAUGGACUGUCACUUACGGAACUGCUGCGCCGCUCGACGCUCCUCAACAGGUUAUUCUCAUCAACGGUCAGUUUCCGGGGCCUACGCUCGAUACUGUGACGAAUGAUAACAUCGUCCUCAACCUAAUCAACAAGCUCGACCAGCCCUUCCUUCUUACAUGGAAUGGGAUUAAGCAGAGGAAGAACUCCUGGCAGGAUGGGGUUUAUGGAACUAACUGUCCGAUCCCUCCGAAUUCCAACUACACUUAUAAAUUCCAAACCAAGGAUCAAAUCGGUAGCUACACCUACUUCCCGUCGACUCUGAUGCACAGAGCCGCCGGAGGAUUCGGCGUUUUGAAUAUCUACGCCAGAUCGGUGAUUCCGGUGCCGUACGCCAAGCCCGACGGGGAUUUUAGCCUCCUCGUCGGCGAUUGGUACAAAACCGGCCACAAGGAAUUGGCGCAAACACUCGACGCCGGUAAGCCAUUGCCGUUCCCCGACGGCAUCCUCAUCAAUGGCCGCCGGCGAUCUUCAUUCAGCGGCAACCAAGGCAAAACUUACAUGUUCAGAGUAUCCAACGUCGGACUGUCGACCUCGUUCAACUUCAGAAUCCAGGGGCACAAGCUGAAGCUCGUCGAGGUCGAAGGGUCGAAUGUUCUUCAAAACGUGUACGAUUCUCUAGACGUUCACGUCGGCCAAUCGGUGACAUUGCUCGUCGUCCUCGAUCAGCCUCCGAAAGAUUACUACAUAGUUGCCUCCACAAGGUUCACCGAGACUGUCCUAACGGCCACUGCAGUUCUGCACUACGCCAAUUCGCAGUCCCCUGUUUCCGGGCCUGUCCCGGCAGGCCCGACCGCCACUGAUGUGCCGUGGUCCGUCGAUCAGGCCAGGUCCUACCGGUGGAAUUUGACCUCGAAUGCCGCCAGGCCGAACCCUCAGGGCUCGUUUCAUUACGGGAAGAUCACGCCGUCGAGAACGAUUCUGAUCGCCAAUUCGGCUCCUGUAAUAAGUGGGAAGCAACGAUACGCCGUCAACGGGGUUUCUUACAUCAAUCCCGACACCCCUUUGAAGCUCGCCGAUCAUUUCAACAUCCCCGGCGUUUUCAGCAUUAACUCCAUUCAGAGCAGCCCGUCUUCCGGCGCCAAGAUUGCCACAGCUGUAAUGGGAGCUUCCCUGCAUGAAUUUAUCGAAAUCGUAUUUAUAAACGACGAGGAAACCAUCCAAACAUGGCAUCUUGAUGGCUACGAUUUCUGGGUCGUCGGAUUCGGUGCAGGACAGUGGUCGAAAGAUAGCCGGAAAACAUACAACCUCGAAGACGCCUUAACGAGGCAUACAACUCAGGUGUACCCGAAAUCAUGGACAGCGAUCUUGGUGUCCCUCGACAAUCAGGGCAUGUGGAAUGUCCGGUCGGCGAUGUGGGGGAGACAAUACCUCGGGCAGCAGUUUUACCUUCGAGUGUACAAUCCGACGCCGAGCCUCGCCAACGAAUACGACAUCCCGUCGAACGCUCUGCUCUGCGGUAAGGCCGCCGGGAGAAGACACAUUUAAUUCAGGUCCUUAAUUGGAUGGAAGAAAAGUAGUUUUGAGGAUUUUAAGAUUAGUAGUAUUAAUUAUUUAUAUCUGGUUUGAAUCGAAGUCAUGAGAGGUUGGCUUUUGAGUUCAUAUUGGAGGAUGAAGAGAGUCUUGUGAUCUCCAUGUUCUUGUGGUUUCAUCAAUACACUACACACGAACUAUAAGAGAUAUACAUUAUACAUAUACAUAUGUCGAUUA